Molecule: messenger RNA, 2964 nt
Organism: Nilaparvata lugens (brown planthopper)
Lineage: Eukaryota; Metazoa; Arthropoda; Insecta; Hemiptera; Delphacidae
Exons: 2
Coding region: 56-1033 (325 amino acids)
Biological process (GO): proteolysis
Molecular function (GO): serine-type endopeptidase activity
Source: RefSeq, a predicted model, not a curated record
AAAUAGGUGAAAGAAUAGAAUACGUCUUUAAGCGAGAGUUGUUCAACACAUAUAAAUGUGCCGAGGAGUCCAAUUCCUAUUAUUUUUAUUCAUUGCUACCCUAGGUGAUGAAUACUCCAGAGCAGUGAUCAGAGGUUCUGAGAAUAUGUUGUCUUCUGGGAAAAAAACAUGCAUAAUUCCUGAUAACACUGAGUAUCAUUACGUGACUUCUGAAGGGGACAGGUUGACAACCGGAGAUAGCAUUGAUGGCAACGGAGAGUUUGUUGUUAGUGUUGAAUGCUUCAAUUUUAGAAAAGUGAUCAAACCGACCGACUUUGCUGUGUGUUUUGAUGGGAAACUAUACCCUGGCCAACAUACCUGUGAGAAACAAUGUGCUCCAAAGUAUGAUUCAUAUUCAACUAUUUUCUCCUGUACAACACCCAAAGGUGAUGAAGUGAGCUGCCAAUUACCAGCUGAACCUGGCACAAAACUCACUAUCCGAUGUGCCCAUUGGAGAUACAAGUCCCCGUCUAUUGACAUGUUAGGAGAAAAGUUAUGCCUGCAAAAUGGCGAGUGGGAAGAAUAUAAGGAUUGUGCACCUCAAUGUGGCCUACGUUCCGAAAAUGAUGGUUUGAGUUCACAUACGAAUAAAUUCAAAGUAGGGCAUUGGAGAGCUGUCAUUUUCGUCUACAAGAAAAAAAGAUGGACUUUUCUUUGUCGUGCAGCAGUAAUUUCGAAUGUCUUGGUUAUAACAGCGUUAACUUGCUUUGGAAAAUUUACUUCAAAGAGAGCUUUCCCGCUAAAAGUUGGUGUUGGAAAGUAUUCUACAAAUUACGGUGAUUAUCUCUCAACCAACAUAUAUGAUGUGGAAAAAAUUUACUCAUCCAAGCUACAACAUUCGAUCACCAUAGUUGGAGUUGAUACGUAUAUUGAAUUUAGUGAUACUGUGGGAAAUAUUUGUAUUGGAGAUACUCCAAUACUUGCGAAAGUAUUGGAAAUGUGUUUUAUAAGUAUGAUAAGGCCUCCAAUACUUAUAGGUUGGAAGGUAUAUUAACUGACAUGUUUCCUGAUAAACAAAUUGGGGUUUUUGCAGACGUUCGAAGUGUGGCCAUCAGCAAUUUCAUUACAAGAAAAACACAAGAAUUUGAUCAAUGGUUGCUGAAAAAUCAUAAUGGUUGGUGGCGCAGGAGACAAUAAGUUGCAUUGCGAUAAGAAUGUUUAGCUAGAGUGACGUCUGGUUGCUGGAGCUCCUUGAAAUCGUUAAAAUUUGACGGGUUAUUGUUAACUGAUUUCUGCCAAAGUUGGCAUAACUCUUACCCUAUAUGCUAUCAGUGUCUAUGCGAAAUAUCGUGUUCAUAAGUGCAAAGUUAAACGCUUACAGAGUAUUUCAGUAAAGUGCAUUAGUUUUGAAUCUUGUUUUGAUAAGUCAUGCCACCUAAAAAGCAAGGCUCUAGAGACGAGGAAAGAGAUAGCCAGCCGGCUGCUCAAGCGGGAGGCUACACAGCAGAACAGUUACAGGUGGAAAUCGACUUUAUCAACACUCAGUUAGGCGUAAACAAAUCUGAUGUAGAACCUAUUCGCACUGAACAGAAGGAUAUGAUUACAUCCAUCGAAAAAUGCUUUGAACUCAUCAAUGAUAAUAAAACCGUUAUUUCGAAGCACGAAACAAAACAAAACAAACUCUUGUGUCACAAAUAUUGAGUUAAAUUGUUCUGAGAUAGCUUUCUUGGAAUCAAAUAUGAACAAAGUGAAUAUGACAUUGCGGCUUUUCAGAAAUAUUCUAGGAAAAACUGUAUAAAUAUUGUUGGUGUUCCAUUUCAGAGCAAUGAAAGCUCAGGACAUAAAAUUUGAAUUCACUGAUAAUAUGGUUGACAAUUGUUCAAACCUUCUAUCAUUGUUGAAUUUGUGAGAAACAUGAAUAAACAGAAUUUUCUAAAAUGUAAAGUAAACAAAGGAAAAAUUAUGGCGAGUGAUGUUGGAUGGGUGAAUAACAAUCAAAUAAUCUAUAUCAAUGAAACGAUGUAACCGUUCAACAAUGCUCUAUUCAAGAAGGCGAAAGAGCUACUAUAGAAGGGUGACAUUAAAUAUGUAUGGUUUAGGGGUGGGAGUGUUUAUGUUAGAGUUGAUGACAAAUCGAAGAAAAUAGUUAUUUGACGUUCUGAGGAUCUUGAAAAAGUAGUUAGACUAUUAAUAUUUUACAGUAUCAGUAAUCUAUAUAUCAUUUUUUGACACCAAAAUCAAGGUUAGCCAUGUAACUCAUCAUGAUGAGUUGUUUUUAUUUAUUUGAAUUUGAAUAUUAUUCAUUACCAAGUAGUCUCGUACAUUUUUAUAAUUAUGAAUAUUGUUUUUUGGUUUAUUAUUUCUAGGCUUGAUUACUAUAACGGUUAUAGUAAAUUAUUUCAAACCAAGCUUAACCAGUUAUUUUCUUGGCUCAACAACUACAUUAAUCUAUAUUAUUUUCUCCGGGGGAGACGGUUAUGAACAGAGUCAUUGAAGGUACAAGGAAGAAUAAAUUGGAGAUGAAUAUGAGAAUAGGCACUUUGGAAUAUAAGAUCGAUGGCACAGGCAGGAAAAAUUGAUAAUGCAAUACUGGAAAUGGAAAGUUUGAAUAUCAAGAUCAUGGGCAUUAGUGAAAUGCGUUGGCCAGGAUCAAGCUACUGUGAUAUUGGUAAAUAUUGAGUUUACUAUUCUGGAACAUCAGAUGGGAGUUUUCAGUGUGGUGUGGGUAUUAUAGUGAGUAAAUCGAUAGCAGAUAGUGUCACAAAUUUCAUUCCAAUCUCAGAGCGAGUCAUGCUAUUACAAAUAAGAGCUUCUCCCACACCUCUGAACAUCAUACAGAUGUAUGCUCCAACAACAGACCAUUCAGAUGAAGAAAUGACUGAAUUCUAUUCACAGAUCACGAUUGUGUUGGGGCAGUUACCAAAACAAGAUGUGAACAUACUUAUAGGAGAUUUCAACCCAAAGAUUGGAAAGGGACGUGAAGGU